UGACUGAGGCGGCCAGCUUUGUAGACUCAAAUGCACAUUUGUGAUGGGCAAAGUAAAUAGGUACUUAAAUACCUUAUUUUCUAUGGGAUAUGCAUCUAUCAAGAGGCAGGAGGAAAGUCUUACCAUGUCUUUUCCUAUUUCAGGUCUCAGAACAUCACACAAUUUCUGCACAACAGGACAAUGAAUGUGUCCAGCAACUGCAGUAUCACAAGUCCAGAACUUUAUCACCGCUUCUGUCUCUUUGAACUUGCUCUGUAUAAGGUCAUUUUCUCUUCUGGAACUCAAUUUAAUGCCCUUGCCCUCUGGGUGCUCUUCUGCAAGAUAAAGAAGUGGACAGAAACAAGGGUGUAUGUAAUCAACUUAGUCUUUACAGACUGCUUUGUCAUCUGCACCUUCCCUUGGGCUUAUUUGCUCUGGAAUAAGUCAGCCCGGGAUGUACUUUGCCAGUUUACAGAGACAACGUAUUUCAUCAACAUCUUAGUGAGUACCUACGCAAUUACAUUUAUCUCCACUGACCGAUACAUUGCCAUAAAACACCCCUUGAAAGCCAGGGCCUUUGGGUCUCCAUCAAAGGCAGCCCUUCUCUGUGGGCUUCUGUGGGUUUCUGGGAUAAUCGGUGCCACUGCACAGAUUCGGCAGAGCCAGUCCACCCUGUGCUUCCAGAAGGAUUCCACCGUGCCUGCUGCUCUGAGCCUGCUUUCCAUGCUCUUCAUCUUUAUUCUUCCAUUGGCAACCUUGACUUUUUGCUCCACAGAAGCGAUCAGGAGCCUUAAGAGAUGCCUGAACACCAAUUCACCAGAGGAGAAACCAAUCCAGAAAGCUGUUCACAUUCUUUAUGCAAACCUGACUGUAUUUCUAGUAUGUGUUCUGCCAGUCUUCUUUGGGUUACUUGCCAGGUUCAUAGCAGAUAGCGUUGGAGCUACCUGUUUCAUGUUCCACGUUAUGAAGAACAUCUCCCCCGUGACAAGGUGUGUUGCCACAUCUAACUGCUGCCUGGAGAAUGUAUGCUACUACUUUGUGACCAAGGAGUUCCAUGAAGCCUUCUACCGCCCAAAACCAGCAGUGAAAAAAACAGAUCAAAUCCAUCCCUUGCAGACACACACUUGCUAA
Molecule: messenger RNA, 1110 nt
Organism: Pezoporus flaviventris
Lineage: Eukaryota; Metazoa; Chordata; Aves; Psittaciformes; Psittacidae
Product: G-protein coupled receptor 35-like
Biological process (GO): positive regulation of Rho protein signal transduction; phospholipase C-activating G protein-coupled receptor signaling pathway
Cellular component (GO): membrane
Molecular function (GO): G protein-coupled receptor activity
Source: RefSeq, a predicted model, not a curated record